AUGGAUACAGUAGUUUAUACAAACUUAAACUGGGGAAUAAUGUUCCUCAUUCAGACCACUGCUGGAAUCCUAGGCAACUCCUUUCUCUUUCAUAUGUAUAACUUCCCAUUUUUCACUACACAAAUGGUGAGACCCACAAACUUGAUUAUCAAUCAGCUCAUCAUAUCAAACCACCUGGUCCUUCUCUCCAAAGGGAUCCCUCAGACAGUGACCACUUUGGGGUUGACAUCUUUCCUGGAAGAUGCUGGGUGCAAAUUUGUUCUCUGUUUGUACAGAGUGGCCAGAGGUGUCUCCCUCAGUACCACCUCCCUCCUCAGUGGCUUUCAGGCCAUUAAGCUUCACCCCAAUACUUCUGAGUGGCUGAGUCUUAGAAUUAGAUCCUCAAAGUGGAUUGGCACCUGCUGUUUCCUUUGCUGGAUGCUGCAGCUCAUGCUCAAUAUACAUGUAACCAUUAUUGCAAAUGCCCCACAGAAUACGAAAAACCUGACUUCCAAAGGAAUCCAGAGAUACUGUUACUCCACCACCCCUCAGAGAUUUGUUUUUGUACUAAUAGCAAUGAUAAUAACCCUAAGUGAUACAAUAUGUCUGAUCAUCAUGGCCUUGGCCAGUGGCUCCAUGGUCCUUGUCCUACGCAAGCAUAAGCAGCAAGUCCAGUACAUCCAUAGACACAGCCUGUCCCCAAAGCCUGCACAUGAGAACAGAGCCACGCGGACUAUCCUGAUCCUAGUGACCAUGUUUCUCUCCUUUUACCCUGUAGCUGCCAUCUUAUCACUUUGCAUAACACAGACUGUGAAUCCAAGCCAUUGGCUGAUUACCAUGUCUGUGCUGAUUUCCCUGGCCUUCCCAACACUCAGUCCCUUUGUGCUGAAUUUCACCAAAACUUGUGCCCCUCAGUUCUGUUCUUUUGGUCAAAGAAAAUGA
Messenger RNA from Rattus rattus (black rat), 921 nucleotides. Its product is annotated as vomeronasal type-1 receptor 1-like. Gene Ontology annotation, molecular function: pheromone receptor activity. The transcript has a single exon. Bases 1 to 921 code for a protein of 306 amino acids. Gene Ontology annotation, cellular component: membrane. Gene Ontology annotation, biological process: G protein-coupled receptor signaling pathway. The record is from RefSeq and is a predicted model, not a curated record. Lineage: Eukaryota; Metazoa; Chordata; Mammalia; Rodentia; Muridae.